This is a messenger RNA of Prunus armeniaca (apricot), 663 nucleotides long. The record is from the annotation of a GenBank genome assembly. NCBI's taxonomy places the organism in Eukaryota, Viridiplantae, Streptophyta, Magnoliopsida, Rosales, Rosaceae.
AUGGAACGUUUAUCCGUGUGCGGUUGGACACCUCCAAUUUUUCCAUUUCAAAAAGCCAUUAAAACUCACCUCCGUCACAAAUUCACACUGAAGAAUUGCAGAGACCGCACCGGAGAGGAUGCUCCUCCCUCCGGUACUUCAUCCGCUUUCGCUAUUCUCGGCGUCCAGCCAACCUGCUCAGCCACCGAGCUUAAAGCCGCUUUCCGCGCCAAAAUGUUAUCAAAUUACAGCCGAUCGGAGAUAAUUGAAAGGGAAUGUGUAGAUCCCUUUGAUAAUCCAGAAUGUGAAGCAUUUGAUGUUUUCGUUAACGAGGUUCUUUGUGUUGGAAAAGGUUGUCCAUAUUCAUGUGUACAAAGAGCUCCUCAUGCCUUCACUUAUGCUUCAACCGGGACGGCAAGAGCAACUUCUCCAGGAGUUGGGGAUGAUUACCAAGUUCAGCUUGCAGUUGGUCAGUGCCCAAGAAGUUGCAUUCAUUAUGUUACACCUAUACAGAGAAUUAUCUUGGAGGAGUUACUUGACAGUAUCUUGAACAUGCCUUAUGAUAGUUCAGCCGAGGCAGAUUUGCUAUACUCGCUUAUAGUUAAAGCCAGGUUUGAGAACAAUCGGUAUCGAAAGCCGAAGAAGCAACCCAAAGCUUCAACACAACAUGUAGACUGGUUUUGA